Messenger RNA from Phaedon cochleariae (mustard beetle), 4800 nucleotides. The record is from the annotation of a GenBank genome assembly. Lineage: Eukaryota; Metazoa; Arthropoda; Insecta; Coleoptera; Chrysomelidae.
GUCAAUUUUGUUUUGUGUAUUAUUAUUAUUUAUUGAAAUGUCGUCGUAUGUUAUUGAUACUCACAUGUAACAAGUUCACCCUUUUAUCAGUCCUUGAUCUUUUCACUGUUCGGUGAUAACUACGGUAGUGAUAGUGAUAGUAUACAAAGUUUGUGUUAUAUCUAUUAUUAAUUAUUAUAACAAGAAUGAAUAUUUCUGAAAAAAUGUAUACAAUUCAGCAUGUCAGUCGAACUGAAAAGACGGAAAAAGAGUGUAUUCAUUCUGGCCAAUUCAUGGUAUCUCAUUUUGAGGCUGAAGAACAAGACGAUGAAGACAAUGUAGCAGUUCCAAUACCAGAGACUACAGAUAACAAAAUCAUUGUCCCACUAAUAUCAGUGAGACCCAGGAGCAUACAAAACCAAAUAGAAAUUCAAAAGAAAGAGCAACAAUUAGCUAUUGAUACAAGUUUGGCAAAAUUAUUUCAGUGUAUGUCUUUGGCUUACAGACAGAAACUAACAUCUCCUAAGUGGAACAGAUUUCGAGGCAUACGACUGAGGUGGAAAGAUAAAAUACGACUGAAUAAUGUAAUUUGGAGAUGUUGGCAUUUACAGUUUAUCAAAAAAGAGAAUACGCUGGUGUGCCAAUUCGCUUCUCCAUUAGAUGUGGACACUCACAAUAAACCUGAGGCAGUUGUGUUGGAAGGUAAAUACUGGAAGAGGAAGUUAGCCGCAGUCACAGCAGAAUACAAAAGAUGGCGAAUGUUCUACAGGAACAAUCAACAUGGACACAAAGAUGCCAUCGAUUCGUUGCACGAAAUGGAUCUCCUUGUUUGGGACUCGAACAGUUCAGACAAUAUGAGCAUGAAUAUGAUGGUGGAUGAAGACUAUAUGGGAUUGAUGAGCGACACUUUGUUUUCCACAAUCACAAAUCAACCGUUCGCGUUUCCAGAUUCAAGAGAAAUUGCUAAGGCCGGCCUAGCAGACUUCAUCCAGCCAAGUUUAGGACCUCUGCAGCCCAAUUUGGAGGAUUAUAUGGAUUUGGAUCCAUUUCAAGAAUUUUUGUGCAGUAAACUACCAACAGUACCUGAAGAAAACCAAAACGCACAAAUCGUAGUUGGAUGGGGAUACAUGGGCAAUGAUAUAAGCAAUGCCAAUAAUAAUUUGGAGGUGCAACCUUUACCCGAAUCUCCAACCCAAAUCAAUCAGUACCAGAUGCCUACACUGCUACAGGCACCCACAAAGGAUACUCGGCAAAUAGAAACCAUGGUUUCGCCAUCUUUCAACGAUAUGAUGCUGCCACCGCACGCCGAUUCAUACGUCAGCGUGUCUCAGCCAUCGCCUUACUCUACUGUGAUCUCAAAGAACAAUUCUAAAACCGCUAAGAAUGUAUCGACAUCUCGCGGCAGGUUGCAAAACUUGGUUUACAGCAAGUCUAUGGAUAAUAUACAUCCGAAUUUUACACAAAAUGCAUCUAGUCAAGCGUCGAAUGCAUCACAAGGAAUUUCAGCUCAACAGCCACCAAAGCAGCAGCCACAAGUACAAGAUGUUCAGUACAAGUUAGUAUCUACGCCACAACAAGACGAAAAGCAGGAAUACAAGUUCUCAAUAGUAGCGUCUUCAAACAUAAAGUUCACACCAGCGCAGGUACAACCACAAAUGAUGCAAUCUUACCCUUCAAUCUAUCAAUAUAGUAGUGCACCCGUAGCUCAAACCGCAGAUAAAUUAGAACCCCGUCGAAGAGGCGCGCCAAGAGGAAGAGGAAGAUCGAGAUCAACCACUAGAGAACCAAUCAAGAGACCUCCUCUCAUUUCGGCUGUGAGUGAUCCAUCAUUAAUCACGCCACAAACCAGUGUCAUAUUAACUCAGUUGCUGACAAAUAAUACCAGUACGCUAUUCGGCCAGAAUAGAGAGGCAGCUCAAGGUAUACAAGAUAUCUCUUCAAAUCGCGUGCGAAUCAAAGAAGAGUCUAGUUCUUCCAUAUCCCAAUCAUCUCCCGCUACCCUGGUUAUCUCUUCAGCUCAUGGCAAUCUCGAAUCAACACAGUCCUCUCCAUGUGAUUCAUUGCUACAGGGCUACAGCAAUUCGAAUAGCCCCAUAAUGGACCCGCUCUCCCCCAAUUUGAAUUCACCUACAUCAUCACAAAGUUCAUUAGGAUCACCUAGUGCAGAAUCGUCAGGCCAGAGAGACAGGAGAGUGGUGCACAUACACGCCGAACAGAAACGACGAUAUAAUAUCAAGAAUGGAUUCGAUAUGCUCCAUUCUCUCAUACCUCACCUGAAUCAAAACCCCAAUGCUAAAUUAAGUAAGGCAGCUCUGCUUCAAAAAGGUGCGGAUUACAUAAUCCAGUUGAGGGCAGAAAGAAACCAGCUCAAAGAUGAAAUGGAUUCACUACGGCAACAAAUUGAAUCUUUGAAUACAUCGAUAAGCAAUUGUCAGUCUAUGUUACCUGUGACCGGUGCUCCAGUUUCCAGGAGGAAAGACAGUAAAAUGCAGGAACUGUUUGAUGAAUACGUGAGAACCCGUACUAUGGAUAACUGGAAAUUUUGGAUUUUUAGCCUAAUUUUUAAGCCUCUUUUGAAUUCAUUCAACAACUUCGUGUCAUGUACCAGCUUACAUGAUCUGUAUACAUCCACGAUGCUUUGGGUUGAGCAGCACUGUACGCUAGUAGACCUUAGACCUGUGGUUCUCAAUUCAUUGAGGUACCUAUGUAAAAAGACGGAGAUUUUAUCAGAUCCAGACAAACUUCCAGGUGAAGCCCAACAAAUGGUAAUGCAGAGUAACCAAAAUCAAGAAUAACUAGUGUUCAAUUAUGUAAACUCACAAUAAUUAACACAUCUUGCUCAGAAUCUACUAAUGUGGGAGAUGUGAUAUGAAGUGCAAAUUAUCUUAAUUUCUGGUAAAGUCUUGCCCGGUUCUUCAAACCGCGAGUGUCUAUGUUUUUGUAAAUUUGUAUGGAUAUAAUUUCCAUAACGCAUAUGAAAUGCAAGAGCCCCUCAACAUUUCAGUGUUUGUAUGUUUUUUUUAAUGGUAUAUUGAAUGGAAGUGUCAAUGUCAUAGCAUAUCCAAAACAGGUUACAUUAGUUCAUCACUUCUUGCAAUCUCAUCUUCAACUGCAAAUUCAUGGUCAGAAAAUAGGUCUUCCAUUAUGUUAGCGAAGAAAUAAUUUGGUAUAUCUUGAAAUUUUAUAAAGAUUUUUUUUUAUUGACACUUGAAUCAUUCAUAAUUUUCCUGGAAUUUUCAAUGGAUAACGAUUUAAAUUGAAUUGUUGAGAAUACUUUGAAAUUAUAUAAAUUGUACACUAGUAAUUCAAAUCAUGGAUUCAGUAGUCAUUGAAAUUGUUAUUACCUUAAUUUUGCUACAUUUGAAAAAUUAUUAAGAAGGGUGUAAUUCAAUUUAUGGCUGAAAAUAUAGGAUGACGUUGCUUAGCUCAUUUUAGGAAGAAAAGUUCAUAUGAAUAUAUGCACUAAACCUCUCAACUAUACCUUUUCAACUUCAAUUCCGGAAUCUGUAGAUUUUAUUUCGGAGAAGGUAAACUCGAUUUCGAAAUUGGUUAGUUCGAUUUCAGGAAUGGGAAACUCAAUUUCAGAGUCGGUGAGUUGAAAUUUAGAAAAAGUCCAUUCAAUUUCAGAAAUGGUAAGUUGUAUUUCAGAAAAUAAAUACUUAUAUUUGUUUGACAUAUUUCUAGUUGCAUGCGAAAGAACAAACCAUGUUUAGUAUAUUUAAAUUUUUAAAAACCAUCAAAUAACAUAUACUUACUAAACUUAAUUUUUAAUUAUUCUAUAUCGAUAUGUCUUCCAUUCGAAUCGCAGAAGGAUAGCGGCGUUGCACAUGAUUUGAAAGAAUUCAAACUCUUUUGAGGUAUAUGUUCUCAUUGAAUGACCUGAACAUUCUUCAUGACAUCACAGUCUGAAUUUAAUUUGGUUUAGCAAUCUGUUUGGAUUUUCCGACCAAGACACUUUUUGGUAAUGCUCUUGCAAGAAGCUCUUCACUUCUGACUUGAAGGUAUAAUAUGUUCAAUUAUUGGGUUCAACAUUCGGGGCUGUAAUGUGCCAAUCUGCAAAUAAGAACAUCUUGAACUCCAUCCUUCAUGCAAAUCUCCUCUAUAUAUUCUUGAAUGUGCAGGUGCAUUAUCCAGAACUACCACUAUGUUAUCUGUAGGAUGCCCAUUUUAAACGCACGCUCAUCCUCCUAUGAACUAAGAUUCAUACAGUGACUCAUUUUCACUGCUAUUCGAUCUACUUCUUGAUGAGGUCGAAUCCGAGGUAGUUGAUUCCGACGAACUGGGUGAUUGGCAGCUACGUCUCUUCGUUGGACGACCCAUAACAACUUUAGGUAGGCAGAAUUCUUUUUCACCACUUCUGAUGUAAAGAGCGAGUAAUGAGGCACACACAAACAAUACAACACCACCUUUAAUGACCCCAACACCUUACAACCUUGUCACUUGGCUGACUGUAAUAUACUGACUAAUUACUAAUCUCCUAUCUUCAACCGUUCUGCAUUCCGUGAUUCAUCAUACUCGUAAUCACCAACCGCCGUCCGCUUAUGUUAUAUACUGUGUGUAUAACAUGUGUAAUCAGGAAUCUAUUUCAAGUUGAACUUCUCUUUCUGAAAUUGAACUAACCAAUUCUGGAAUUCAACUUACCAUUUCUGAAAUUGAAUGGACAUUUUCGGAAAUUCAACUCACCGAUUCUGGAAUGAAUUAACCAUUACUGAAACCGAGUUUACCUUUUCCGAAAUAUAACUUACCGAUUCUGAAAUUGAGGUUCAAAAGGUAUAGAUAUUUUCAUGAAAUUUGACAUGCACCUACUAAGUACCAUGUGGU